Populus nigra (black poplar) is the source of this 1176-nucleotide messenger RNA. Its product is annotated as disease resistance protein RPM1-like. The record is from RefSeq and is a predicted model, not a curated record. The transcript has a single exon. The coding region runs from base 1 to 1176 and encodes 391 amino acids. NCBI's taxonomy places the organism in Eukaryota, Viridiplantae, Streptophyta, Magnoliopsida, Malpighiales, Salicaceae.
AUGUCCAUAAGCAAGGGAGGAAGUGACAAUCCAAAGGGAAGCACCAGGUCUCAAACUCGCUCUGUCAUGGUCUUCUGCGGGGCAAGGCUGAAAAAGCCAAUAAUUGAUGCAAUAUUUGAAAAAUGUAAGCUUUUGACCACAUUAGAUUUUGAAAAGUGUCCGAUAGAUGAAAUUCCAAAAGAGUUGGGAAAUUUGCUGCACCUGAAGUAUUUAAGCUUAAGAGAUACACUGGUGUCAAAUCUUCCAAAAUCAAUUGGAAAGCUGCAAAACCUAGAGUUCUUAGACUUGAGUGAUUCCUUGGUGAAAAGGUUGCCAGUUGAGGUUAACAGAUUCCCUAAAUUGCGAUAUCUUUUGGGUGAUCCUAAAGAGGGUCGUGGGUUCUUUAUACGUGGUAGCCUAGGGCAGUUAGAGCUGUUGCAAACACUCUAUGUAAUUAAUGUAGGUGACGAUCAUGAAUGGGAAUUAAUUAAUGAGAUUGGAAUGUUGAAGCGAUUGAGGAAACUGGGGAUCAUGAAUUUGAAAAAAGAAAAUGGAAGGGAUCUAUGCAUUGCCCUAGAGAAUAUGCCUCACCUGCGGUCGCUUUGGGUUGCUUCAGAGAAUUCUGGGAUUCUUGACUUGCAGGCAAUGUCUUCUCCUCCUCUUCACCUCCAAUCUCUCAGUCUUUGGGGGAAAUUAGAAAGGCUGCCUGAGUGGAUUUCCAGACUGCACAAUCUAGCUAAAUUGAGAUUGACUUUUACUACGUUGUUGGAUGGUGAUUCGAUUAAAGUCCUACAAGCUUUGCCCAAUUUAAGAUUUCUUAGGUUCCUUCGUGGAUACAAUGGAGAGAAGAUGCAUUUUGAAGGAGGAGGGUUUCAGAAACUCAAGUCUCUACGUCUUGCAGGCAUGACUGAAUUGAAUACAAUGAUAAUAGACCAAGGAGCAAUGCCCCUUCUUGAAAAACUAGAAAUAGGUUUUUGCCAGAGUCUGAAGGAGGUGCCUUCUGGGAUACAACACUUGAAAAAUCUCAAACAGCUAUCAUUGGCAAAGAUGUCAGAUGAGUUCAAUGAGAGAUUGUCACCCAAUAAUGGCCAAGACUACUGGAUAGUGAAACAUGUACCAGUUCUCCAAUACGACGGCACUUACGAUCCUGAUGAUGAAAGUUCUUAUGGAGCAUGGGUGAAGCUCUGGUUUGGGUAG